GGCUGUUAUUGAGCGCGCCGGCCCACUCAAUGAGAGGGCCGGUUGUUAUGCUGCAGUUGGCAGGCUGCUGCGGGAGGCGGUGGCGGUGGGAAGCCCGAGGCUGCUGCGGGGUGACAGAGUUGGAAAAUAUUUAACUCUCAACAAAUGAAUUCCACGCUUGAACUCAGCCGCAUUCCUGUGUCACCUCCUCCUUUAGAAAACUGACCUGAGACAGAUAACAGAAGACUAGAGAAAGAUGCUGGGGUCCGAGCGAGCUGUGGUGGAAGAGUGGCUGUCAGAGUUCAAGGCACUACCUGACACUCAGAUCACCAGUUAUGCAGCGACUCUACACCGGAAGAAGCCCCUUGUCCCUGCGCUCUAUAAAGUCAUUCAGGACUCGAACAAUGAGCUCCUGGAGCCUGUCUGCCACCAGCUGUUUGAGCUCUAUCGUAGCUCAGAAGUCCGGCUCAAGAGGUUCACACUGCAGUUCCUGCCCGAGCUGAUGUGGGUUUAUUUGCGACUUACAGUUAGCAGAGACAGACAGAGUAAUGGCUGCAUUGAAGCUCUUCUCCUAGGAAUUUAUAAUUUGGAAAUUGCUGAUAAAGAUGGAAAUAAUAAAGUACUGUCUUUCACCAUCCCCUCCUUGUCCAAGCCCUCGAUAUACCACGAACCCUCAACAAUUGGAUCCAUGGCUCUAACAGAAGGGGCGUUGUGUCAGCAUGAUCUCAUCAGGGUUGUUUACAGUGACCUUCAUCCUCAGAGAGAGACCUUCACUGCGCAAAACCGGUUCGAGGUCCUGAGCUUCCUCAUGCUGUGCUAUAACUCAGCCAUUGUGUAUAUGCCGGCCUCCUCCUACCAGUCCCUGUGUCAGAUGGGCUCCAGGGUUUGUGUGAGUGGGUUUCCUCGGCAGCAGGAGAAGCAGUGGAAGGAAGUCUGCAGCCGGAUAGUGCUGGAUCCUGAGUUCAUGGUGCAGCUUCUCACAGGCGUGUACUAUGCCAUGUAUAAUGGACAGUGGGACCUUGGCCAGGAAGUACUUGAUGACAUCAUUUAUAGAGCCCAGCUAGAGCUCUUUUCUCAGCCACUCUUGGUCGCCAAUGCCAUGAAAAACUCCUUACCAUUUGAUGCACCUGAUUCUUCUCAAGAAGGUCAGAAAGUCCUCAAAGUGGAAGUCACUCCGACAGUGCCGAGGAUCUCUCGGACUGCGAUUACAACAGCUUCAAUCCGGCGUCAUCGGUGGAGAAGAGAAGAUGGCUUUGACUUCUCAAACGAGGCUGACUCGAGUAUUCCCGGCUCCCCGAUCCAACACGGCUCCACUGACCUAGGGAUCAUACGUGUGCGAGAGGGGGAGGUGCGCAGGACCCCUGAGCAUGGCUCGCCGGAGCCCACCUCGGCAGCAGCCACCACAGAGGGUGCUGAGGGUCUCAAUGGCGGAGAGGACUCUUUAAACGUGAACGAUGCAGACGAGGGCUUCUCAUCUGGGGCUUCCCUCAGCAGCCAGCCACAUGGGACCAAAGCGUCGUCCUCGUCUCAGAGGGGAGGAAGCUUACGGAAAGUAGCCACCGGUCGAUCCUCCAAAGAUAAGGAAACCGCGUCUGCCGGCAAAUCCAGUGAGAGCCCUCGCGAUUCAGUAGUUCGCAGGCAGUUUGUACAGCCAGCAGAUCUUAGUUUAGAUUCAGUGGAGCUGACGCCGAUGAAGAAACACCUGAGUCUGCCUGCCGGCCAGGUGGUGCCAAAAACCAAUAGCUUAAGUCUAAUUCGGACAGCCAGCGCUUCCUCGAGUAAAUCGUUUGACUAUGUAAACGGCAGUCAAGCCGGUACCAGCAUCGGGGUCGGCACUGAGGGGGUGACUAACCUGGCAGCCACAAAUGCCAAUCGAUACUCAGCCAUCAGCCUCCAGGAAGACCGGCUAGGGCAUGCUGGUGAAGGCAAGGAGCUCCUCAGCCCAGGAGCCCCCCUAACAAAGCAGUCUCGAUCCCCGAGUUUCAAUAUGCAGCUGAUAUCCCAGGUGUAGUUCUGAUGUCCCCCAUCCGCUUACCUUUCAAACUGAACAUUUCAUUGUGCAGGACCCUUCAUCCCACAUUGUGAUUUAGCCUAGGCAUCUUCAUACUGUAUUUUGUAUGGAAACAGCAAUAAGGUUUUCUCUCCCCUUUCAUUUCCUCCACCCAUUCCUUGCAAAUGUGUUUGUGAAGCUGUGUAAGAUGUUUGCCUUUUCGACGCCUUCCUUUCUCCUUGGGUAACGUGCAAUCCGUCGUAGGCUGAUCGGGACUGAGGAGGUGGUAGAGGAAAUGGUGUAUGAUCCCUAUGAAGUGAUCCUUCGGCUUUUGUUUAAAAACAAAACGGGUUUGUUCACAUAAUCUAUGGAACUAUGGAGAUAACUGGAUCAUUUUUUUUCUCUCUCUUAACCAGGAGUGCCUCAGAGAUUCUGCUAUGACUUCAGACUUCUCUGAGUCUGUGCAAUGUUAUAGUCUUGAGAAGCACGGGGAAGGUGGUAGACUACUGCGGUGUUUCAUUAAAACGAGGCUAGCUGCCCCCUUUCCUCGAUCCCAAGAUCAUAAACGUUUAGUUAUUGAGGCAUUUAGUCAGCUUGUGAGCACCUCCACCGGAGGGGAAGGCUCCGAGUUGAUUGUGUAAUUAAUGCACUUUCUCAAUGGCUCUGUAGUCAUCAACAACACGUCUUCCCUCUUCCCACAAGGACUUAGGGACAUUUCUGCCCUUAAAGUUUGAACUAGCCAAUCAGAGACUCCAAGGGGCAUGCUCUAUUUCCUGGGAAUGAUUGACACUUUCUUUGGUGCUGGGGUUUCGUGGGGGGAAGGGUGCUUUGUUUGGUUUGCGUGAGAGUGUAAGUGAGGUGAGGUUGUAACUGUUUCCUUCUCUUCCUGUGUGAGCUGAUGAUGACUGAAGUAGGAACCGUGCGUCUUCAGGUAAAGAGGGGGAUUUCUCGGUCCACGUUCUGUGACGUCAGGCUGUCGGAGAAUCCCUUUCAGCUGCUUCCCAGAUGUACCUAAAUUCAGUCAGAUAGUGGAUGAUAAAGAAGCCUAAAGUCCUGAGAUCGUACGCUCCGAGGACAUGCAUCAGGGACAGAAAACUGGCUGAAAACACUGAUGCUUCAAUGUGACACAUUUUUAUAGAGCGUUUCUACCCGAGGGUACUGACUUGAUUUCUCCACAAGGACCACACUGCCUUUGCGUUUAAUGCAAUUUGUGUAUCUUCUGAUUAUCUGCAAAGUUUCUCGUUUUUAUAAAACUUUGAAAUCAUGCCAGUAAGCUCGAUGUUGAAUGUAUGUCAGUAGCGUUUGGUGACUGCUAAGAGGUUACAAGAAUGCAUUAUUGGCUCAGUUCUUUUGUGUGAUUUGGUUGGGAAAGACUUUCUUACAAUCUCUUCUGGGUCUCAGGCUUUGUUUGAAAAAGAAGGGAAUGUACUGGGAUUUUGAAAAUCAGUAUUGUGUCUUCAUCUGCUGUCCAUCUCAAAACCAUGAGUUACACAUACCCUUGUACGUGUAGACAUUUCAUGUGUCGUUGUGAAAGAAAAAUAUACUGCCUUUAUUGAAAGCAAGUGUUCUCUUAAUUGACAGAAUUGUUUUAUCUCCGUUUACGGUAGAAUUUGAUAAAUUAACCAGGAAAACACCUCUCUUUUUUUCCGCACCACGACUUUUGGAAGAGUCGUCUGUCUGUGUGUCUGUUAGACUAUCCCUGAUUGGAUCUGAUGGUCUACAAAAUGGAAAACUAGAGCCUCAGCGGUUAUUCACAUCAUUGCCAUGAUUUAUUGGUUUUUACGAUAUGAUAUGCAGCUAUCACAGACACAUUUCAGUCCCGUUUCUACUCAUUUCACUGAUGUUGUAUAAACUAGAAAAUUAUAAAGCAGUGGAAACUGGAGAAGUAAACUUUUCCUAACAUUCUAAACAGACGAGGUUUCUAGUGCAUGAAGGAUGGUGUCCUUCACAGUCGGCAGCACGCGUGUGGAAGGUGUCCUUCACGGUCGGCAGCACGCGUGUGGAAGGUGUCCUUCACGGUACGGCAGCACGCGUGUGGAAGGUGUCCGUCACGGUCAGCAGCACACGUGUGGAAGGUGUCGGUCACCGUACGGCAACACGCGUGUGGAAGGUUUCGAAGGUGUCGGUCACGGUACGGCAGCACGCGUGUGGAAGGUGUCCUUCACAAUCGGCAGCACGCGUGUGGAAGGUGUCGGUCACGGUUGGCAGCACGCGUGUGGAAGGUGUCCCUCACGGUCAGCAGCACACGUGUGGAAGGUGUCGGUCACGGUACGGCAGCACACGUGUGGAAGGUGUCCGUCACGGUACGGCAGCACGCGUGUGGAAGGUGUCCGUCACGGUACGGCAGCACGCGUGUGGAAGGUGUCCGUCACCGUACGGCAACAUGCGUGUGGAAGGUGUCCCUCACGGUACGGCAGCACGCGUGUGGAAGGUGUCGGUCACGGUACGGCAGCACGCGUGUGGAAGGUGUCGGUCACGGUACGGCAGCACGCGUGUGGAAGGUGUCGGUCACGGUAUGGCAGCACGCGUGUGGAAGGUGUCGGUCACCGUACGGCAGCACGCGUGUGGAAGGUGUCGGUCACGGUAUGGCAGCACGCGUGUGGAAGGUGUCGGUCACGGUCGGCAGCAUGAGUGUGGAAGGUGUCGGUCACAGUACGGCAGCACGCGUGUGGAAGGUGUCGGUCACGGUCGGCAGCAUGAGUGUGGAAGGUGUCGGUCACAGUACGGCAACACGCAUGUGGAAGGUGUCCCUCAUGGUACGGCAGCACGUGUGUGGAAGGUGUCCCUCACGGUACGGCAGCACGCGUGUGGAAGGUGUCCCUCACGGUACGGCAGCAUGCACUUGGUUAUGUAAGAGGCUCGUGGACCCAAGUGCACAUAUGUUGGCAUCUAAAUCAAGCAUUUUAAUUAAAGCACAAAAGAAUACCAAAAAAUUUGAAAUCAUAGCAUAAACUGUAGUAAAUACAAGAAAAUGUCUUUUAAUUAGAAAUAUUAUAACUGUAAUGUUGGUUUUAAGAUAUUUUCCAAGUGUGUGAUGGCACAUGCACUUAGUCCCAGCCCUCUGAGUUCAAGGUCACCCUGGUCUAUAGAGUGAGUUCCAGGACAGCCAGGGCUACACAGAGAAAACCCUGUCAUGCAAAACCAAAAGGAAAAAAAAAAGUUCAUCUUACAAGACUUUCAUUUAUUGCUAUGUAUAUUUUACAUAUGCAUAUAUGUGACCCUGUAACAUUUGAAUCCUGUCCUUUGAGCUGUGAUUUGGUCUCAGUAAAGAAAUCCUCAUUUACACUUUAUAGCCAUGGUCUUAGGUAAUAGUUCAAAUGAAAUAAGUUUUCUAAGACUCUUUCUAACUGCUGUGCUUCCAGCAUCUGAUUUAAAUGGUUUUUGUUCAGUUAUACAGCACCCGUUACACGUCAGCCAGAAGUGCCCAUUCUUUAUCUUUAACAACCUCCCUUUGCUGCUUCCCGACUUCCAUGAAGCUUCGUCCCACUAAGAGAAAAAACGGUCGGAGCCAUCUGCGCCAGGUCAGAUUACAGAGUUGAGCACCUGAAGGUUUGGGAGUUCUUCUGUGUGACUUUAACUACUAAUAAGAAAACUAAAAUGUACAGCAGAAAGGUAACUUAGAAGUAAGGCUUUAAAAUAUGAAAAUAUAUUAAGAAGCCAAGGAGGUAAUAAAGUCUUGUUCCUUUACUAACACCCUCCGGUUUCCAGCUUGCUGUUCGGUGCCUUCUAGUGCAGAUCAGAAUUGCUGCAUUAGGAGAAACCCAGGGGAUGACCUAGCUGCUCUCUCGGCCAUACACACACCUUCACCGUCAGAGGCUGUGAAGUAAGGUCCAGCCAUUCUCAAACCUUGGCCCUGGUCAACAGCAUAGCCACACCCCGAUGCCUCUUGUUACCCAUACUUGGUAAAUGUAUAUACGGAUACUUUUCCGUUUCUGCGAUUCCUCAGUUUCUGGUCUAGCAGUUGGUGAACACAUUAAGGAAAGUAUUAAUUCCAGGGAAAAAAAUGUAAAAUAACAUAGAUGGGGAUGUAGUGCUCAAACAUAGACACCUGUGCAGCACGUUAUUCUCUUCUGAUUUAUGCCUUAUGAGUUCUCUGCCACACAGCAGUGACAUACUGCCAUGUUAUUUGUAUUUGUGGGGAUUUGUUUGUUAUAAAAUAAACCCAACGGAAUGACAUUGAUCAGUGUUGUAACAGUUUGAAAGUGAGUUUGAAUCAGCCCGUUUUCAGUCACCAAGGACACACACUCUGGAGGGAAGCAAAGUAAAGAGAAACUCGAUCCCAUUCAGUCCUAAGCCGGAGAGACGCUGUUCCUUACUGUGCUUAUGAUUCCAUGAGCAGUGGCCUCUGCCACUAAUAACAUAAACUGUAUGAAAGCAGCCCUGUGUAACCUCAGUGUCUGCAACCUGAAGUCUAAAUUCCGUUCAGUAACUUUAAGCUUCCUGGAUUUAUCAGACACCAGGAUACUGAGGAGAACUUCUCCAGGUUGCUUUUGUUUGCACUGUUUCCGUGAGCACCCUGAUGCAGUGGUGUGUCUUCCCCACCUUGUUUCGUGCGGUUCCUUUGGUCCAUUUUUGAGGACUUCAGUUGUCGAUAACCGACAGUCUCAUCUAAUUCACCGCAUGUUUAUAAAUAAAAAUACUAGUUUUUGUCUUUAUGGGUAGGAUAGCACACUGUAAAACACUGAGAAGGAGGAUCACUCCAUUUCUGAACUUGGAUUAUAUUAUAAAGGGGUUUCUUAACCAAAAAGCUUAGUAUUUCAAUUAUAUAUUGUUUUUCCAUUUAAAAAGAAUAGAAUGUCAUACUGGUGAUUAGAAACUGCACAGGACUCUCUGAGUGGCUUUUCUGCACUGGGGUUAUACGAUGCCGUUGGAGCAAGAGGCUCUUCUCUUUUGAGCUGAAUGCCCACUGUUGUUCCAUCACCAAGUUGGGUGAGACACUUAUUGAAAUAUUUUAAUUUUCUUAAAGUGGUUUGCAAGAAUAAGUGAUUUGAAAACCAGCAAUUGACAGCUUAACCUCUUAAAAAUAGAGUAUUUGCCAGAUUGAAUAAACAUGAAAUACAGUGUAAAAUAAUAUUAAUAAAAUCCUGAGUCAUCAGACUGGUACAAUUUCCCAUGCUAAUGUGUUGAGACAACCUUUAGUAUCGUUUGUGCUGUGUGAAUCUAACAGGUAGCAUCACCCUGGUACUGUACUGCAGAGAACCUACUGGUCAUGGAGGAGGAACAGCCCCGCCUCCUUGUCUAACCCUGACCACACACCACAAAGUCUUGCUUCUUCCCCGCCCCCUCUCCUGGCAGUAUUUUUGUAACAUUAGACAUUUGUCCUAUGAGAAGUAUAUACAAGACCAAAUUCAGGAUACAGUUUUGCAGAAAUGUAGGAGGACAUGAAGUAACGGGCAGAAAUGAGAGUAACAAUUCAGAAAUGAGAGUAACAAUUCAGAAAUGAGAGUAACAAUUCAGAAACGAGAGUAACAGUUCAGAAACGAGAGUAACAGUUCAGAGACGAGAGUAACAGUUCAGAGACGAGAGUAACAGUUCAGAGACGAGAGUAACAGUUCAGAGACGAGAGUAACAGUUCAGAAACGAGAGUAAAGAGCUAGUUCCAGGACAGGCUCCAAAACCACAUAGAAACCUUGUCUCGAAAAAUAAAAAAAUAAAAACAGAAACGAGAGUAACAGUUCAGAGACGAGAGUUCCUAUGUGGGUUUUGCUUCUGAACGUGAAGAAGAUGGGUUUGUGAUGUUUACAGACUGAGACAUACUCAUAUGUCUGAUAUCAUAUUACUACAUUUAAUAGGGUUUACCAAAAGAGUAGACUCAAGUGUAUCGUAAGGUAUAAAUGAGUCUGUUUUAAAAACUGUGUACCUGGGGGGCUGGAGAGAUGGCUCAGAGGGUAAAAGCAUUGCCUGCUCUUCCAAAGAUCCUGAGUUCAAUUCCCAGCAUCCACAUGGUGGCUCACAACCAUCUGCAAUGAGGUCCGGUGCCCUCUUCUGGCCUGCAGGCAUACACACAGACAGAAUAAUGUAUACAUAAUAAAUAAAUAAAUAUUUUUUUAAAGUUGUGUACCUGAAGGUAGGCUAAUAGAUCUUUGUAUGUACAGAGAGAACUGCACCCAAUUGGAUGAUCUGUCCCCAUCCACAGAGUUGCUAUGUGGCUUGCUGUACUCGAGUGUAACAGUUCAGUGUUGGUCUUAUCAGGAGAUGUUUUUAUGUCUUCAUCAGUUACAAAAUUUACCAAAGAAAAUGCUACCAAAAUUAUUUUCAGAAUGUCUAUUAAGUAACUUAGCUCCUUUAAUGCAAUUGCUUUCUCACACCAAAGGGAACAAGUAUACAUGAUUUGAACUGGGAGACACAAAUACAGUAACAGACGUACAGGAUUGUGUUUAUCCUUACAUCAGUAAGAUGUCAGUGCUCCAAUAACAGUACCAAUUAGAGAAUAACUUGUAUUCCUUAUGACAUAUUAAAAUUAAGGAUUUGGCUUGUCAGUUUUAUUAUGGAUUGUUUAGGUGAAUUAUAGGGAAACUUACUGAAGGGUGCUCCUGAGUGGGCAGAGGCGUUUGUUUCUGGUGUUAUUAUUAGCUGAACUAAUGAUUGAUUCACAUUGAUUUUUGUACAUGUCCACUCUUGAAAACAUAAUUGGCUUAAAGGAAGCUAAAACAUCUGUAAAAGACGUAGGCCAAAAAGAUCUAAAGGGUUUAAUCUGUGUAAUGAUUUAUUAAAUCAUGAAACACAGUUUUUUUUGAAACUGCUAUUCCAAACAAGUCCUUUUAUUAUAGUUAAUAAAUAUUGGAUGGGGCAUGGUGGCACAGGCCAGAGGCAGAGGCAGACAGUUGUCCGUGAGUUCAAGGCCAGCCUGGUACUGGUGGUGAAUUCCAGAGUAGCCAGGGCUAAUGAAAUCCUAUCUGAAUAAAAACAAACAAGAAUGUGUCGCUUCUCAGACGAGAAGAUUGGCUUUCAGAUAACGACAGACUGAUAAUGGUUUGGGUUUUUAAUUAUCCUUUCUAAAUAGAAGCAAAGAUAUGAAAGAUGCUCCAUGUGAUGUUAGCAAUGUUUGAAGUCAGUGUGUUUACAUUGUAGCAAUGUUUGAAGUCUGUGUUUACAUUGUAUCUUUAGGUUCUUCUAAAAUUAGGCAGGCUUUAUUAAAUUCUGUUUAAAAUUGGCUAAAAGAAACCAUCUUAGCAGUGCAAGGGUUUUAUUGCCUUGGCUGUAUGUAAUGUGACUUCUGUAACAGGCAAACAAAAUACCCUGCUUUUAUUAUUUGUUUCAUAAGAGGAUAUUUAGAUCAACUUCUUGUUGUUGUUUUUAACUAACAUCAAUCUGUAGCUUUGUGUAAACUUCCCCAACAUUGGUGGGAUUCUGCUGCUGAAACUACUGGACAGACAUAUAAAAAGUAUGAUCGUUCCUGACGAGUGUCCUUUCAACCUAGGACAAAAAAAAUCUUUUUUUUCCCCCAGAGCUGAAGAAAAAAAAUAAACGCACAUCUAAAAUCAUAUGUAUUGGUGCAUGUGAGCCAUUAGCCUGUCUGACCGGAUGGAUUCAUGCUGUUGGUUGUUGAACUGUGAAAUGUGGUCACUGUUGAACUUGUAAAUAUCGGCCAGAGAUGAAAGAAUAUUUUAAGUUAUUGUAAAUAAAGAUGUAAAAAAUUCA
Microtus oregoni (creeping vole) is the source of this 9610-nucleotide messenger RNA. Its product is annotated as protein FAM126B-like. The record is from RefSeq and is a predicted model, not a curated record. Lineage: Eukaryota; Metazoa; Chordata; Mammalia; Rodentia; Cricetidae. Gene Ontology annotation, cellular component: plasma membrane. The transcript is spliced from 13 exons. Gene Ontology annotation, biological process: phosphatidylinositol phosphate biosynthetic process; protein localization to plasma membrane. The coding region runs from base 236 to 1990 and encodes 584 amino acids.